This is a messenger RNA of Ornithodoros turicata, 3206 nucleotides long. It is a transcript of the gene Psa, whose product is annotated as puromycin-sensitive aminopeptidase-like. The record is from RefSeq and is a predicted model, not a curated record. Gene Ontology annotation, molecular function: zinc ion binding; metalloaminopeptidase activity; peptide binding. Gene Ontology annotation, cellular component: cytoplasm. The transcript has 20 exons. Gene Ontology annotation, biological process: proteolysis; peptide catabolic process. The coding region runs from base 119 to 2878 and encodes 919 amino acids. Lineage: Eukaryota; Metazoa; Arthropoda; Arachnida; Ixodida; Argasidae.
UCUGCCCGGUUCUGCCAUCGUUGGCUGGUUGGCUGUGCCGGUUCUUUGUUCUGGCUUGUUCCUGUAGUGCUGGGUGCUGGUGUGUUGCUACAGUCACUAUAGGUGUGGCCAGUGUCUCAUGCUCUCAGUAGGCCUGGUUGUGCAAACAGUUAUUCGGAGUGCUGCAGAAAUUAAUUGUUUGUUUCAGCUAACUCACGGGCUUCGAAGCUUCAGACGCUCUCUGCACCUACAAACAACUAGUUUUAGUUUCAGCACUAAACCCCAGCAGCAUCGCACUAUGUCUGCAGGGCCUGUGUUUGAAAGGCUCCCGAAGAAUGUGGUCCCUCUGAACUACAAACUUGAAAUCAAGCCAGAUCUGAAAAACUUCGUAUUCGACGGCAAAUCCGUGGUGCAAGUCAGGGUUGUGCAGCCCACUUCAAAGGUAACCUUGAAUUCACUGGACAUUGAUAUUAAGUCUGCCGAGUAUGUCUCUUCCAGCGGAAGUGUCCACAAGGCAGGCAACAUUAGCCUGUCAAAGAUUGACGAACGAGCAGAGCUUUCCUUUGACACAGAACUCUUACCAGGCGAUGGGUUGUUGAAAAUGACCUUUACUGGUGAACUGAACGAGAACUUGAAAGGGCUAUACCGGGUGAAAUACAAGGGAACCAAUGGCGAGGAGAAAUAUGGUGCUGUCACUCAAUUUGAGUCCUCAGAUGCCAGAAGAGCAUUUCCAUGUUGGGAUGAGCCGGCCAUCAAGGCCACAUUUGAUGUCACUCUAGUUGUGCCGAAGGACCUAGUGGCUUUGUCGAAUUGUAAUGUUGUGAGUGAUCAGCUUCUGUCGCCUGAGAACACACAUCGAGAAGUGAAGUUUGCGACUACUCCGAUAAUGUCGACAUACCUGGUGGCCAUGGUUAUAGGGGAAUAUGAUUACGUCGAAGGAAAAUCUGCAAGUGGUGUUUGUGUCCGUGUGUACACACCUGUAGGAAAGAAGGAGCAAGGAGUAUUUGCUCUUGAAGUUGCCGCUAAAGCAUUAUCAUUUUAUGAGGACUAUUUUAAUGUUCCGUACCCUUUACCCAAGCUGGACCUGGUUGCAGCGGCUGAGUUAGCUGCGGGGGCUAUGGAAAACUGGGGUCUGGUCAUAUACAGAGAGGUAUAUCUACUUUAUGACCAUCAGAAUUCUUCUGCUCGGAGCAAGCAGUACGUUGCAAUUGUUGUUGCUCAUGAGCUGGCACAUCAGUGGUUUGGAGACUUGGUUACUAUGGAGUGGUGGACUGACCUGUGGCUAAAUGAGGGAUUUGCCACAUUUAUGGAGUUCCUUUGCGUGGAUCACAUUUUCCCAGAAUUUGAGGUUUGGACUCAGUUUGUGACUGACUGUUACGCAAUGGCUCUCGAGUUGGAUGCUCUCGACAACAGCCACCCUAUAGAAGUGCCUGUUGGUAAUCCACAGGAAAUUGAUGAAAUUUUCGAUGACAUUUCUUACAAAAAAGGUGCAUCAGUGAUAAGAAUGCUUCAUGCAUACAUUGGAGAUGAGAACUUCAAGAAAGGAAUGAGCCUGUACCUCACAAAGCACAAAUACAAGAAUACCGUGACCAAGGACCUGUGGAAAAGUUUGGCAGAUGCUUGCCACAUGCCUGUUGAAGAGGUUAUGAGCACAUGGAUAAAGCAGAAGGGGUAUCCAGUGAUUAGCGUAUCUGGAAAACAGGAUGGUAGCUGUAGGCAAGUGACCUUUUCUCAGGAAAAGUUCUGUGCUGGUGGCAAAGCUGAAGGUGAUACUUCACUGUGGAUGGUCCCUGUGAGCAUAUGUACAGCAAAAGAUUCAUCUACCAUUGCAAAGAAGUUUCUCCUCGACUCCAGGUCAUCUGAAAUUCAAGUGAAAGAUGUUGCACCAGACGAAUGGAUAAAGGUCAAUGUUGGAAUGAAAGCGUUCUACAGAACCCUCUACUCAGAAGAAAUGCUGGACAGACUCAUUCCUGCAAUUAAAGAUAAGGUUCUGCCACCUUUGGACAGAUUAGGCCUGCAGAGUGACCUCUUUGCAUUGGUUCGAAGUGGACAUAAGUCAACUGUGGAGGCCUUAAAGCUAAUGGAGGCCUUUGUAAACGAAGACAACUGUAAUGUGUGGUGUUCCAUCAGCUCAUGUCUUGGGAACCUGAACCAACUGCUCCUUCACACAGACCUCCAACCAUUGUUGCAUGCAUAUGGCUGCAAGCUUUUUAGCACAAUAUUUGCUAAAGUAGGUUGGGAUGCCAAGCCUAAUGAAGGUCAUCUGCAAACACUGUUGCGAAGCAUUGUCAUUCAGCGCUUAUGUCGUUUCAAGGAUGAGAAAGUCCUGCAUGAAGCCAAACGUCGAUUUGAUGCUCAUAUUGAAGGCACGACCACUAUCCCAGCAGACCUAAGGGGCUCUGUGUACCUUGGAGUUGCUGCCACAGCUGACAAGGCCACAUACAACAAGAUGCUUGAGUUGUAUAGGAAAGUGGAUCUUCAAGAAGAGAAGAUCAGGAUAGCCUGUGCUAUGGCAACUGCUUCUGACCCAGAACUCAUAAAAGCAACACUCGACUUCGCUAUCUCUGAUGAAGUACGUUUACAGGACUGCGUAUUCGUGAUUGGAAGCUGCACUAGGUCAAAAGAAGGUCUACACAUGUCCUGGAAGUUUCUCCAGGACAACAAGGAUUUACUCACAGCACGCUUUGAUGGUGGCUUCCUGUUAUGCAGCCUUGUUAAAGAUUUAACAGAAAACUUUGCAUCAGAGGAAAAAGCUUUAGAAGUGGAGGAAUUCUUCCGCCAGAACCAUUUUCCUGCAACAGAACGUACUGUUCAGCGAUCAUUAGAGAACAUCCGUCUCAAUGCAAAAUGGCUGCAAAGGGAUGCAAGCAAGAUAAAGGAGUACUUCCUGCAUCAUUGAUCACUAGCCUGUUCUCUGAGCACACCUCCUAUAAUUUCUCAACUGUUCUAGCACUUGGAGUAUGUAUUAGAUUUUGCACUGCUGUGACAUUUUGCCAAAAUAUUUACUUUUAGUUUAGAAAAUUAAUUGGAGUAAUUUGAAUGAGCUUAUAUCUGAACUAUUGGGCAAUACUGCUCGUAUUGGAAUUAUAUUUUGCAGGAAACAAAAAUGAUGGGAAAAAUAGCAAAAACAUUUUGUAAAAACUAACCUGUCAGUCUUGUGCACUAUUUGGCUUGCGGAUAACAUGUGAUUGGUGACUUGGAAAAUAAAAGCAAUUUCAGUUCAAUAA